GGCAUUUCCGGAUCCUCACCGUUAUGAGCCGAUCGAUUCUUCGACGCUGCGUCUACUGGAUCAACGCUUCGUCCGAGGAUGUCGUAUGCAGCCUGAGCUGCUUUCCUAUGGAUAAUCCACCGGAGUACUAUGCUUUGUCCUAUGUAUGGGGCAAGGAGAAGCCAACCGAUUCGAUCAUAUAACAUAUCAGUCUUCUUGGUACAGUCCAGAGGAAGCUUAGCACCAAACCGGUUGAUGAGGUAUACGGUCUACUUGGACUGCUGAGCAAACACUUGCAAAGCCGUAUUCACAUAGACUACUCCUCUACCAGCAAAUUGGAGUUCUGGAGAGCGUACGCGAACCUUACUAAGCUCAUUCUAGAGAGCGACGGAUUCCACAUACUAGCUCUUAUUCCCUCCAAAAACAUCCUGAACUUCCUUCGUAGUGCCCGGACUUCCGCUAUCGUGCAGAACACCCUUUUUCGCCAUAGAGAUUGAAUAGAGCUGGCCGCGUUAGACACAGUAGCCAUAUCGAGAGACCUCCACACGUGGUGGUCGUGCCAGAAUCUAGUCUUCUUAUC
Molecule: messenger RNA, 559 nt
Organism: Mytilinidion resinicola
Lineage: Eukaryota; Fungi; Ascomycota; Dothideomycetes; Mytilinidiales; Mytilinidiaceae
Exons: 1
Coding region: 24-182 (52 amino acids)
Source: RefSeq, a predicted model, not a curated record